Messenger RNA from Camellia sinensis, 2344 nucleotides. Its product is annotated as phragmoplastin DRP1E-like. The record is from RefSeq and is a predicted model, not a curated record. Gene Ontology annotation, molecular function: microtubule binding; GTP binding; GTPase activity. NCBI's taxonomy places the organism in Eukaryota, Viridiplantae, Streptophyta, Magnoliopsida, Ericales, Theaceae. Gene Ontology annotation, cellular component: cytoplasm; membrane; microtubule.
CGCACCUGGCGCACACUAUACAUUUCUUCGAUCAACUCUACUCAUCACGAUCACCCAUUCUCUCUCAUUGACGCUCUGUCACUCUGCGUUGAUUACAAGUCCACUCUUCUUGUCUCUUUCUCUCUCUAAAUCUCUCUCUCUCUCUCUCUCUCUCUCUCUGUGCUUCAUCUUCUUCUAAGCUCUUCGUGUUGAAGUUUCUAGGGUUUUGAACUGAGAUCUGUUAGGGUUUUGAGAAGAUGGCUACCAUGGAGAGCUUGAUCGGUUUGGUGAAUCGCAUCCAGAGGGCUUGUACUGCUCUCGGAGACCACGGUGGUGGCGACACCUCGUCUUUGAUCAACAUUAGCGCUCUUCCCUCUGUCGCCGUCGUUGGUGGCCAGAGUUCUGGAAAAUCUUCAGUAUUGGAGAGCAUAGUUGGAAGAGAUUUCCUUCCUCGAGGAUCUGGGAUUGUCACAAGGCGGCCAUUGGUGUUGCAACUGUACAAGAUAGAUGACGGACAGCAGGAUUAUGCUGAGUUUUCUCAUCUUCCUCGAAGGAAAUUCAGUGAUUUUGCCAUGGUUCGCAAGGAAAUUCAGGAUGAAACUGAUAGGGUGACAGGAAAGUCGAAACAGAUUUCUCCUGUUCCGAUUCAUCUUAGUAUAUACUCUCCAAAUGUUGUCAACUUGACCUUAAUUGAUUUGCCUGGUCUGACAAAAGUUGCUGUUGAGGGACAGCCUGAAAGCAUUGUUCAAGACAUUGAAAACAUGGUGCGAUCUUAUGUUGAAAAGCCUAACUCCAUCAUAUUGGCAAUAUCUCCGGCCAAUCAAGACAUAGCAACAUCGGAUGCUAUCAAACUUGCAAGGGAGGUGGAUCCCUCUGGUGAUCGAACAUUUGGUGUUUUGACAAAGUUAGAUCUGAUGGAUAAAGGAACUAAUGCAUUAGAGGUUCUUGAAGGGAGAUCCUAUCGUCUGCAACACCCCUGGGUGGGAAUUGUGAAUCGUUCCCAAGCUGAUAUAAAUAAAAAUAUUGACAUGGUUGUUGCAAGGCGGAAGGAGCGUGAAUACUUUGCUACAAGUCCCGACUAUGGACACUUGGCAAAUAAAAUGGGUUCAGAGUAUCUUGCAAAACUUCUCUCCAAGCACUUGGAGUCUGUAAUUAGGGCAAGAAUACCAAGUAUCACAUCAUUGAUUAACAAAAGCAUUGAUGAACUUGAAUCUGAGUUGGACCACCUCGGUAGGCCUAUUGCUGUUGAUGCAGGGGCUCAACUGUACACAAUCUUGGAACUUUGCCGCGCUUUUGACCGUAUAUUUAAGGAGCAUCUAGAAGGAGGUCGACCUGGAGGUGAUCGGAUUUAUGGAGUAUUUGACAACCAGCUUCCCGCUGCUUUAAGGAAGCUUCCAUUAGAUCGGCAUCUUUCUCUGCAAAAUGUGAGGAAAAUAGUUUCAGAGGCAGAUGGUUACCAACCACACUUGAUUGCACCUGAGCAAGGUUAUCGACGACUGAUUGAUGGGGCAUUAAAUUAUUUUAGGGGCCCUGCUGAAGCUUCAGUUGAUGCUGUUCACUUUGUCUUGAAGGAACUUGUUAGAAAGUCAAUUGGAGAAACUAAGGAAUUGAGGCGGUUUCCUACUCUGCAAGCUGAAAUUGCUGCUGCUGCUGGUGAAGCCUUGGAAAGGUUUCGGGAUGACAGUAAGAAGACCGUUAUAAGGUUGGUGGAUAUGGAGUCUUCAUACCUGACAGUAGAUUUCUUCCGGAAACUACCUCAGGAGGUAGAGAAAGCAGGAAACCCAGCUGCUGCUGCCUCAACUGUGGAUCGCUACGCUGAGGGUCACUUUAGGAGGAUAGGGUCGACUGUGUCUUCUUAUGUGGCCAUGGUGUGUGAGACACUGAAGAACACCAUUCCCAAGGCGGUUGUUUAUUGUCAGGUUAAGGAGGCCAAGCAGUCAUUGCUCAACCACUUCUACACGCAAAUUGGCAAGAAAGAGGCUAAACAGCUUGCACAAUUGUUAGAUGAAGAUCCAGCAUUGAUGGAGAGGAGGCAAGAAUGUGCAAAAAGGCUUGAAUUGUACAAGUCCGCAAGGGAUGAGAUUGAUUCUGUAUCAUGGGCUCGAUGAGAUUGACUGUGAAUAUUCAGAGAUGCUCUGUAUCACGAUAUCAACUAAUUCAAGAAUUUUGUUGAUUGUUGAAUUAUUGGACGGCUGAGAUUCUUUUGUUUAAUUUCUUCUUCAUGCUGGUGGGGAUUUUUGGAUUGUGCUGGUUUGCUAUGUUUUGUAAAUCUGUAAAAUUUUUUGCUUCCCAUAUACAAGUAUGUUAUGAUUAGAGUUGAACUUGCGUUUGGAUUGAAGGUUUGAGAAACAAUUCUAAUUACACA